Messenger RNA from Porites evermanni, 11344 nucleotides. NCBI's taxonomy places the organism in Eukaryota, Metazoa, Cnidaria, Anthozoa, Scleractinia, Poritidae. The record is from the annotation of a GenBank genome assembly.
AUGAAUUCAUCCAACGACACCUCAGAAAAAGAGACUAUGCAUUUAUCUUCUGAAUGGAAUUCUUCAAGUAUUGGUCACACCCGCUCUUCAUCUUACCCCGGUAACAUUACCGUGGUUUCUGAAGGCUCGGCAGUAAAAUCUUCUCGUGUGAACGGACAAGAAGUUGUAUUUACUGAGAUUACUAAGCCAAUUUCAUUGCCUGAUAACUCUGUUGCCAAGGAAAACAUUGAGUUAGAUAAUUCGACAACGAGUGGAAGUAGAAGUUUUAAAUUUGAAGACUUUUUAGAACGAGAUACUCUAAAAACUGGAUCUGAUACUGAGGGAGAGGGUGUGCAGGAGGCACCCUCAGGGGAGGACACGGGUAAUUUUGUCUUCGAAGCUGCGGAUCUGUUUUUUAAUCAUCCUAAGGUUGGUUUUGAAGAGGAGAACUCAUUUCAGAUUCAAAGUGACCUCAAGACAUCGUUAAUACCAACCAGUUCAGAAGAAACUAAUGAUUCCUUACGUAUCGCCCAAGGAAGUUCUAUGCUACCCAGAGAAGAUUUGCCUGAAAGGAAGGAUGAGUUUUGUGGUGAAAAUUUUGGGUCAAAAGCUUCAAGUGCAGUCACGUCGGAUUUUUCGAAAGAACACAAUUUGCCUUACUCAAAAGAAAACUAUGACUCUGCCAAUACGCGUAGUUUAGCAGAGAAGGAUAAUGAGAAAUCAAAUUCCACUCUUGAACACGCAAAAAUACCUGGUUUAGUAAAGGAAAUAGCUGCCGAUCCGGAGGCAAAAAUUAGAAAUAUGCCACCGUACCUCAACCAUCCAAAUGAAAGCAGUCUUCAAGCUGACACACAGGAACACCAGGAUCUCAGGGAAAGUCCUUUGGAAAUACAAGAUCAGCACAAAACAUCGGAAUGUAAAGACCCGUAUAAAGACACAAGUAGUUCUUUGGAUUAUUUUGAUUCAGCGCCAAGCCCUGAAGCAGAGCCCAGUGCAAGUGAUAGUAAGUUUGAACCUGUCAUAUUGUUGGACAGUGGAGAAUCUCUUGUGCCUGUUGCAGAAGGCGAUGUUACGUCUAGGACUGGUACCCAUUCCAUUUCCUUCUACUCGCCAGACGUUUCAGGAGAGAACGACCGUGACUCCCUCUUAAGGUUAGAAUUUUAACCGCUGAAUAACACACGAAAUUCGGAUGGGGGGUCAUGUAGUAGCUGCUCGGACGAGAAGUCACCAAAGGUGCGUUUCCCUGACCCCAAACAAUACUAAAACAAUUGGAAGAAUGACAUGUCAUUGUUUCCUACGACCAAUUAGGAGAGACCUUUUUCCGUAUGGGACAAGAAAGACUACUAUACCCUGGGGGGUGGGGGAUAGCUCUCGAUGAGUCUCUGGGUGGGGAAGGGAAACGCCGCUUUACUGUAAGUUAUGGGCCCUCGUCAUUUCCUUCGGAUUUAUGUUUGCGACUGGGCUGUAGUUCCAUUUUCAAAAUAAGGCCAGAAUACCAGAUGUUUGAAUUGAUGCUGCAAUAGCCUGCGAGGAAGCUCUCUGGGGCGCUCUGGAGGCGGGACAGGAAAAGCCCAGAAGGAGAGCCGGAAGGAGAGCUUGCAACUGCGUGUCUGCAAUUUAAAUAUCUGCAUCGAAAGAGUCGAUGCGAAAUGCUGAUUGGCGGAGAUUUCAUUAGAAAUGACGUCAUUACCCUUGGCACGUGUUUUUCAAUGUUUGUUGACAUUCGCGCUCGUUUCCGCUUCGCCCUGAUUGGCGGAAAUCUGACAGCUCAGUGGACGGCGUGCCACAGGGGAUCUAGGGGUGGAAUUGAAAUUUCAGAGACGUAGUUGCAAGCUCUCCUUCCUUUUACCCCUCCGCCGCCAGAGCGCCCCAUAGAGCUUACUCGCAGGGUAAUACUGCAAUAAAUGUAUGCUUUCAAGAAACAACUAUGGGACAGAUAGGGAAACGCCCAGUCAAUCCCUUGGGAUAUUUGAAUUUCAUAGUUAUUUUUAGACCAAUUAAACGUUUGAAAUUAAUCAGAAGUUGCUUUCCAGAGAGGUCCAUAAAACUUUCAUUCAGGGUUGUCAAAAGAGAAUUCAACAGUCAUCAUUACAAUAUUCUUUAUUGUUUGUUUUGAGGCAGUCGCGCGGGGAGUUAAUGACGUUUCAAACAUACAUUAAUAUGUGCGCACGUCUCAGAUCUUAGACUUCCGCUUAAUAGACCUUUUUACCGAUACAGCGGCCAUAUUGAAAGAUUGUAACGGGAAAAAAAGAUCGUUGUGCCGUGUUUGGAUAUAAUAAUGAUCGCCUUUUGCCCGAGAAAUAAACAUGGAAGUUCUUUUUUUGCCCGAAAAGCGCGCGUAAAUAAUGAGCGAGUGCCCUCUUGGCAUCCCAUAAUACUCUGCUUAAAUCUAAUAAAUUCAAUAUGGCCGCCGUAUCGGUAAAAAGGUCUCUUACAACCUCUAAAAAUAACUUUAGUGAAAUUUACACAUCCCGGCCAACGCCCUAAGAAUUCAUCUCUGUCUCAUUGUUCUCUCUUGAGACUUGAUUAAUAAAAACAGCUGGUUUUAUGAUUAUCUUACAGCCCUAGCUGGUCUUUUGUUGAAGACUCCGAUGGACUCAUUGAAAUCAGAAGCGAGCCUCUUUUGAAUAGCAAUGGCAGCUCUGUUGCCAUGGCAUCAGAUGCCUCAACUGCGGCUGCGCUGGCGGCAUGCUCUGAUGCACAGAGAGGAAUGGACAAUAUGGCCAGGUAACUAAUUCUCUUUACCGUACAUUAUUUAUAAUUGCACAUUAUUUUAUCCGUACAUUAUUUGUAAUUGCAUUGAGGAGAGUUUGGGAUAAAACCGUUGGUAACAGUAUGGUUGUUGUUGUUUGCUUACUUAGUGGCCUUAUCACGGUGGGAGCGACGAUGACUGGAGAUCAAAAUGUGCGGGUGAGUUGAUAUCGUGUGCUGCCUAUCACCUUAAGGCUUGUUUAUAUGGAGGUGGGGGACCCCAGGUAUGUGAGGUAACCCGCUUAGGUGGGUUAACCUAUACAUAACAUAUAAUCUUUCAUUUUAAUUUGAUCACGUUAACAUGAUAGGUGGGGUGACCAGCCGCGGGUUACUUCACCUACCUGGGGUCCCCCACCUUCAUGUAAACAGGCCCUUAGAAUACCGACACAUACGUUUUAGGAAUAAAUAAAAUGAGUAAGUAUUUAUCAACUAAUUUAUUAGUAGUUUGUUUAUAUAUUUAAUAGCGAUUUAUUGGUACCAAAUCUACGAAGUAGUUCUUCGUCUACCAUUCCUGGGGCCUGUUUCUCAAAAGUACCGAUAAUUAAUGUUUACAUUCAGUGUAGAGGCCUCAAAAGUUUUGCAGAUAACAUGAUAAAACUAUCAGUUAACUGGACAAAAUGUACUGGUUUGUUAGCUCGGACCGGCGCUUCAGUUCCUGGGAUUUGAUUUAAAUAUUUGAUAGUUACCUUGAAUUUCGAGAAACAGGGCCCUGAUCGAAUUAGAAUUUUAGAAUUUUUUUGUUUUUGAGGAGAGUUGAAAACCGGAGUACCCGGAGAAAGCAAGUACCACGACCAAGAGCAAUCUCAAGCCACAUAAGGCAGAUAUGAGGUCGCCUCCGGGAUUCGUUUACAAGUCUUGUGCUGAUAAAACUUGUAGUCCCUUUUUGGACAACAAAUAAACGAAACGGGAAAGACCCUUAUUAUCGCUUGGAGGGCGGCGUUUCAGCAAAACUAACAUGAAGUAGUGUUUAGUCACAGCAUCAUGUAGAUGAUACUUGAAGGAAGGUUAAUAAUAAGUUGACCGACAAGUCUGACAUAAUAAAACUCGCCAUAUGCUGGGGUAAGGCUUUAAAGAAACUGAUACUGCAUCGGUGGAGAUGUAAUACGCCAAAAUUUGCCGGUUUCUCAUCUAUUUUAAACCAUGGUAAGUUGAGGAUACUGAUCAGUUAUGAAAGCCGGCAAAUAACAAAGAUUACCCAAAACAGCGGUGCUGCAGUUUAUGUUAGAAGUUCUCUGACACUGCAAAAUCCUUUGUUUUUUGUUCACAAAUUUGAUAGACCGCGAGCAGUCUUCUAUUUGCUUCAAAGUCGCUGGAGUAAGACGCGCGAGCCGCGAGAAACGAGGGAGCAAAGCCCGAGGAGGAAGAACAAUAAUUUUCUAGUCUCGCCCCAGUCCGUUUCGCGCUCACUAUCUAAGAACUCUUCAGAUCUAAGAGAAAAGUGGACGUAAGCGGUCCAAAAUUGUAACUGAAUAAAAUAAUGAAAGUUUUCUAUUCUUUUUCAGUGUUUCUUUUCUUCGUUCUACAUGAUAGGAGUUCUAUUGAACGUUGUGCUCGGCUAAGUCCAAAAAAGCUAACAAAAUCAUCUAACAAAGACCUCUAAUGGGCCUCAUAACCAUUGCACUGUAUUAACCAUGUUUAAUUGCAAAGUGAUUCAAAAGGUAAUGUUUUGAGCGCUAAUGACAAAGGGUUACCGCUCGAGAGGUCAGCUUCUCAAUAUCUCUGCGGUGGCCAGUUUAUUCUACCAACUCAGUCCGGCCACAAGACUAACGUUUUGCUAUAUACUGAGGGCUUAGCGUUGUGUUUUGAAUUUUUGUAGAGAGAUGACCACAAGAGGCGCGACGGCAUGACUUCAGGUAAAUUAUGCCCACCUCCCAACUGACAAUUCCGGUUUUUAGGAAUAAAGUUUAAAACAAUUUUCUUUAUGAUCAAAAUUAAUCUAUGUUCGAUAUAAAAAUGGGCGGCUUGAGAUAGCUUAAGGCUAAUUUUAGUCUCACUCCCUACUUUUCUCCAGUCCUACUUACAACGUAGCUCAACGUAGCUUUCGUAGGGUCACACAGGAAAUGUUAAGAGCGGCGUGCUCAGCCAAAAACACUAGAAACCCGCGAGUAAGAACCUGCAUUUUCCCAAGUUAGCCUAAACAGAUUCUUAUAUAAGUAAUAAUUAGCACAAAUUUAGGCUAUUUAGGUUCUUAAAUAGAUUCUUAUUUUCCGAGGAAAAAAUGCUUUAUAGCUAAGAGUAUAAAUUUGUGGUAUUUAGCCUAUUCCUUAUAUAAAAUGUGCAUACUAUUACAUUGCACUUGGAGUGAUAAGGUACCUUUGUCUUCGAAGAGGAUCCUGAAUGCUGACUUAUCUUAUUUGCCAAAAUUUUUAAAUAGAUUUUAGAGAGUAAGAACCUCUUUCAAAUUUUAAGCUAAACAGGUUUUUUUAUAGAGGGGGCCUAACAGGCAAAUUUUAGCCUAACAGGUUCUUACUCACGGGUUUUGACUGUAUGCUCUUUCACUGCAAGACAAGACUGACCCGAUCCUUUGCAUGUUGAAACCGGUUUCUCAUCCCAUGCCCAUAUUGGACUUUGUGCUCUUUAAUGUUUAUAAGUCAAUGAUAACAAUGAUUAUGUAAUUUUUUUCCAUAGCUGAACUCAAGCAAGCCAUGGUGUCAAUGAUGCUAAGGAAAGACGAAAUUGAAGAACAAAACAGGUUUGUUUACUCAUGGAGAAACGCCUGCCUCACACGAGUGAAGCUGGAGCUCGCGAUUUAACUGGCCAGAUGUAAUAGUCGGCCCUGUGCUUAUGCUGUGUUUCGUUUUCACACGGCACAACACGAACGCAAGCACAAGCCCAGCCGGGUGCAAAGAAAGUCAGUUUUACGGCUUGCCAUUCGGGUAAGCUCUAGCUAGCCCGAAAAUUUUUUUGAAGAGCAGGAUUAAUUUCAUUUCUUCUGUAAUUUGAAUUCCCCAAAAAGCUUCACUUGCCUGUUGGGCAAGUUAAGAACAAAUUUCAAUCCCCUGUUAGCAAAACCCACUAGCCUCAGGCUAUCGGACACGACUUUCUUUGCACACUGCCCGGUCACAAGGAAAGAAGAAAUAUUGAUAGUUGUGCAUGUGAUUGCGUUCAGAGCGUUUUUACAGUGAAAUAAGCACCCUUAAUCCUGGCGUCUCCUCAUUCAGUUAUUGAAUGAGGCUGAGUAUCAUCUGAAGAAUUAUGGAGAUCGAGGAGGGUGUCGAGAGGUCGACUUGUAGCAAGUUUGGCUAUACAGGAAUGUUCAGUCAAGCAGAUAUUCUUUGAGCUGAGUUGUAUUUUUGCUGUUUUUGUUAUUUUUGUGCCAGUAUUUCGGCUAUUUCUUCUUCGCAAGACGUGUUCUCCAACUUAAUCAAAACAACUUAGCUAUCGCAAUCUCGUCCCCAGGGCGUCUCGGUUGCCGUCUGUUUUUCUGGCGAUAUCCAUAACUAUUGACGUCAUUUUGCAGGAUAUCGCAAACGUCUUCCAAAUAAUGCUCAACGUUAGUUGGUUAUGAAGAAUUAUCCCAGUGAUUUGAGGCAAUCUAUCUUGCUAGCAGACUGACGCUACAUUUUCGCGGUAUGAGCUGGGGUGCGAAAAGUAAUUUUCGCACGCCAGCUCAUAAACCGAAAAUAAAGCCUUUGCUCGCAGGGUAGAGCUAAUCAGAAACGGAGGAAGGUUUUGAAUGAAUAAUAAACCACAUUAAUUGUUGCUCUUAGUUACUCUGCUUAAAUUUUCUGUAGGAAAUUGCAGAGUCGUUUGGAUGAAGAAUGCCAGAAAUCUCAGCAGCUUGACUCUGAGAAUGAAAAGCUUCGAGAGGAGAUUAAACAACAAGAAAACUUCAACGCAGCCAAGAUAGCGUCUCUUUCAAGGUAUGAAACAGGGUGUUGAAAGAAAAUCCAGAAGGUGUAAAAUGUAGAUGGCUAUAUAUAAUUCGGUCUCAAGUUGACCAAGUUGAUUGGAUUAUCUAGGAUGUUAAUUUUUGAAGAAGAAAGCUUUGAAUGUUACAAAGAGAAAGGAAAGAUAGUCUUCUUGUCUUUACUUUUUCUUCAAAAAUUUUAAUUUGACUUUGUUGUUUUUGGAAGGGACGCAAAGGAAAUGUUCCCAACUACCCCGUUAAAACCCACGUUCGAAUGUAUUUGGUCGUGGUUGUAUGCGCUGUGGAAAAAAAAAUUAUAUGUUUGUCUGUUUGUUUGUUUUCUGCUGUAGCCGCUGCGUGCAGAGUGUCUGGAAAUCUCAUAGCCACUUUCCUGGUUGUAUUGGCUAUUAAUUUUCAUGGCGAGACUAAAUUUUCCGCGGAAAAUUUAUUCGCGAAGGCAGUCACACACAAUCACAAAAAAAUUUUACUUCUCCCGACGUAAAAGGCGAGAAAGGAUCAUUUAAAUCGAUACAAUUAUUUUACUUAUUAGCUCCGUUGUUUUUGCCUCGUUCUUUGCUACCUUAGCCUCCCAUGCAGACGCUCCUAGGGCUUCGUCACGCGUCCAGGAAGUCAAAAGGACGUGAGCGUACGAGGCUAUUACGAAAGUUGCAAUCGUGGUCGCUUAAAGAAUUUAUAUAAGUUUUAAAGGGUUUCAUGUGACUGAUUUGCAGAGAAAACGAGCUCUUGAAGCAUCAGCUGAAGAAAUACGUUGGAGCAGUACAGGCGCUGAGGAGUGAUCUACAAGGAAACAAGUCAGCUGUAACAGCGGAAGGUAAGGGUGUGGGCUUGUUUUAGGGGUACUAUUCUCGUUCUUCAAGGAGCAGAAUCAGUGCGAUUUACUACUACUACUACCACUACCACUACCACCACCACCACCACUACCACUACCACUACCACUACCACUACCACUACCACUAUCACUACCACUACCACUUUUUGUUUACUUGAGAAAAAUUGCUCUGAAACCAUUAUGGUUUGCCCUCAUGUCAAAACAUAAACUGAUGUCUAUCUCUUGUUAAAUCCAGUAAUUGUUCAGGGGACCGGUUGACGGUAAAUUUAUAGCAUCACUGGAUUAUCGUCGUUGAUAUAGUCUUCUCCUUGCAGUUUUGUCGGGAAUAAGGCAAGAAGAAAUUCUACCUCCUUUGCCACCAGAGCAAGCGACAGAGCAUGCGAGGCAGGUUUUUAAUUUGUUCGCUGUUUUUAAUAUGGUAGCAAUCAACUUAGUUCUAAAGGAACAAUCUUUGACUAAACAUCAUUGUUUUAUUUUUAAUUGCAGUGAAGAGGCAGAAGAAUACAAAAGGAAGUUAAUUCAGGUAAUAAUGGUGAAAAAGUGAAAUGUGACUUCAUUUACUAUCGAUUACGCAUGCGUUACUCGUCCCAGAUGUUUAGGAGACAACUGUGCCUUGCGCAUCUAAGGUUAAGUACGGUGAAGCAUGCACUAGGGUGAGAGAGCGUUCGUUCAGCAAAAAGUGCAGCAUUAACAGCGGGCGAAGACGACCAAACGUAGUCAGUCGUUAGUAGCCUGCGUGGCAGGUGGAAAAAAGGGAGGGGAGGGGAGAGGGGAGAAAAGCGCGGUCCCCUACCCGUUUCGUCGGCGGUUUAUCUGCCCUGGUUGAAAGGCGUUCCAAACGCGCGAGACUAAACAACUAUUGCUAGCACCAAAAAGGAACUGCACGAGUGUCGCCAAGGUUUCUUAGCACGUUUUUCUGUUUUAUUUGGAAGGUUGCGGAUUUGCAUGGUGAACUGCUAGAAUUCAACGAAAGGCUACACAAACAAGUUGGUUAUUAUCAGCUUCAAGUGAGAAGACUACGAGAAGAACUUGUUAAUCUCAGAGGACCGGUAAGUUUAGGCAAUUCUCUUAGAGUAGAAGCGAAAUGUUAUGAAACGUUUAAUGAUCCAUACCGAACAUUUCACCCCUACUGUUAUAAGAACUUGGAUUUUUCUUAGCAACCUGUCAGUGUCUAAAAAGUCAUUUCAGAAUCGCGUUUACAAUUUGCACAAACCAGUUCCAUUUACCGAAAACUGAACGGCCGCGAAACCUUGAAACUGGUAUCAAAGAUAGGUUUUGAACACGAAUUUCCGUUUGGAACAUCCCGUCCGCAAAAAAAAACAGAACUACCUUUUCAGAUGUUCCGUUGCUCCCGGAAAUUUUCCACUGGAAACUCGCGUACCAUAUACAUCCCUACUGCAAUUAACAGAAUGUACUGGUAAUUGGAGAGCACCCACGUUGACAAUGACGGGUUACUCUACACUGCGUUUAACUUACGAGGUUUUGUUGCCCACAUGCUUCAUCGUUCAUCUGUUUAUCUAUAUUUUCGAUUUCUUUCCCAGCUUCCAGAAGAUACAGAAAGUCUUAGUGAUUCAACAAGCCUUACGGACUUUGACCCCACAGUCAUGUCAAUCGGUACCAGACCCUUAGUGAACGUAUGGAUACCAUCUGUAUUUUUGCGUGGUCGCUCAUCAAAUGUACAUCACGUGUAUCAGGUACGACGGGGCUUUCAUAAGUGAUUUUAUUUUUGUUGCUUUUUAUAACGCAACACCAAAGAAAAGUUUGUAAAAUUCUUCUGAGUGUUGAGCCCAAAUGAAAUUGUUAGAAAUUAUGAAAUAAGUACAAUACGUUGUCCUAAUAUUAAGCAAGUUAAGUUUAGUGUUAAUAUAGUCUUCGUAAUGGGAGAAAACAGGAGAUUUAUUUCCAACUUGCACUGAAAUUUCUAGUUGCGAGACGUGUACAAUAUGCCACUGACAAAAUUCCAUCCGCAAAUUACCGUUGGCACUCGUUAAGUUAGCUUUUAAGCAAUUUGUUUUGUUUGAACUUUAGCGGGCAACAGUUUACUGUUGCCGUGUGACAACAAUGUUGCCCGGUCAGAAGCUUUAUGGUGGGUGAAACUUUCUCUGUUAGAUGUCAUGUGACCUCCAAGUAACUGCUGAGAGAGCGCGCUGUUUGGAAACUGAAAAAAUCUAGCAAUGUAACAAUGUCAGUUUUGUACCAUUGACAUUACUGAAAUUUUUCCUUGAAUUCCUUUAGGUGUACGUAAGAAUAAAGGACGACGAGUGGAACAUUUAUCGAAGAUAUUCGCAGUUUUUUGAAAUGCAUAAAAAUGUAAGUGUGACCCCGAACAAGUUGUAAAAAGUAAUACAAAUCCAUAGGCACAACUUUAAAGUUAAUUGGAAAUCGUCACGGGAAGGCGAAGAUCAUGCGCGGGAACGCCACAAAUUCUUAACUCUUACCCGUCUUCCCCGUUUACAAUUUUCAAUUGGAUACUGUAGUUUCCGGCCAGGUCGUUUUUGUUUCGUCACGCAACGCUCUUCCUUAAGAAGGAGAAGGAGGAGGAGCGUUGCGUGACCGAGUGUUUUUAUUUGUAUGGUUGGAUUUCUGUAAGUUAUUGUUAUUCUUUAUCGCUGUUGAUUGUGACAUUUAUUCUUUGUGUUAAUUUUUGUAGUUACGGAGAAAAUCCCAAGUAGUAGAAAGCUUUAAAUUUCCACCAAAGAAGACGCUUGGUAACAAAGUAAGUACAAGUAUACGUGUGGACAUGGCCUCGAGUCACAUUAACGGCGAACGGCAAACAACAGACUCAUUUGAGAAUUUCUCAAAAUAGAAAAUAAGCCGAUAAAAAUAGUGUAAAACAAUUCCUAUAGAUGAAAAUAACGUGAAACUACUUACAGGGUUCGUACAGAGUCUUGAAUUCUUGAAAAAGUCUUGAGAUUUGCCCAGCAUUUUUCCAGACUUGGAAAAAGUCCGGAAGAUAGAGAUAAAUUAUGGAGAAAAUGGAAAAAGUCCUAAGUUGUUUUUUUUUUUUUUCAAAGCUUCAAGAAGUGCUUUAUAAGGGAACUUGUUUUCGUUUUGGUCAAAUCUUAUUCAACCUCGCCCGUAUGUUUACAGUGCACCACAAGAAAAGCUUUCUUUCUGCGUUUUUUAAGGUUACUGUUGAUCACCUAUUUGUUAAACCUUGAGUCUGGAAAAAGAAGUUACUUUUUGGGAAAAAGUCUGGAAUAAGUGUUGAAUUUUGGAUCUAAAAAGUUGUACGAACCCUGUACUUAUUUUUUGUAGAAGUGAAGAACAGUUUAAGACAAGUAAAGGGAAAAUAUGAUCACGGAGUACAAAUACACGUUCACCGUUUGCCGUUUACCGUAAGCGUGACUCUAAAUCUCUCUAUGUUUAUGGAGGUGGGUCUUUUUCUCAGCGAUUUUGAUGCUGGCCGUAACCUUACAGUUGGUUUCAAAAUCGUCUUUCACUCGCAAGGAUUCAGAACCAUUAGUUAGGGCGGGGGAAAAUCUACCUAGAGAUUAUCUCAGUUUUGUUACUGGGAGGUGGAAAAAAACGAAUGCACCAGGCGAGGUAAUGGAGGUGAAAAAUAUCUCUUUUUUUCCCCACAGGACUCUCGAUUCGUGGAAGACCGCAGAAGACUUUUGCAGGAUUAUUUAAGAAGAGUAGUAAAUCUGUACGUAACAGAUGAUCGGGAAUUACGUGAAAACACCUCAAAAGCAGUGCUUCUGCAAAUUAUCCCUUUCUUUGCGUAAGUAGGCAAACUGAUUAAAUGCUUUUGAGCCUUGACUUUUCUGUUUUGUGUGGCCUCGUUUUAAUUUCAAUGAAUUUAUAGUUAAUUUUUUUUAUUUUUCUUUUGCUCACGCAGUGAACCGUUUCCACCACAAAAAGUCAAGAAGGAAUCUUCUAGAAGACGUUCACUGAAUUACACUGGUCUGUGA